This is a messenger RNA of Octopus sinensis (East Asian common octopus), 1117 nucleotides long. Its product is annotated as zinc finger protein 22-like. The coding region runs from base 594 to 983 and encodes 129 amino acids. The record is from RefSeq and is a predicted model, not a curated record. NCBI's taxonomy places the organism in Eukaryota, Metazoa, Mollusca, Cephalopoda, Octopoda, Octopodidae. The transcript has 2 exons.
CUAACACUAGUUGAAUGAUAACUAAGUUAGUUUACUAAGUUCUUUAUUAUAUUUAAAAUAAUUGAAAGAAACACACUGAAUCUCAAAAGAAAUAUGGUAACAAAAGGGUUACCAUAUUAUAAAUUACCAUAAAUAAAUUUCAGAGACAAAUUAAAGGAUUAUAUCCACAGUUUAUCAUUAUGAAGAUGUAGUUAUAUUUUUUUUAUAGUUGAAUCUCUGCUUUUUGAGUCUUUCCUAUAUCUUCUUCUGUUUCUGUGUCAUUUCAGGAGGUGAAAUGUUAGUGAUACUUCAUGAAUAUUGAUCAUCUAAUGGAAGAUGUUAUAAAUAUUUGACAUAACUCUUUUUAUACGAUUUGUCUAUGGUGGAAAACUGUGAAAUAUUUCUUCUGAAUUGAUGGCAACAUUUGUUUCCAUCAUUGCCUGUAAUAUUUGCUAAAGUCUUUCACAUUCUGUUUGGAGCGGGAGAUAUCUGCAAAGGUGUUUGUAUCAUCUUCAGAUAUUGAUGAAGAUCAGAACUUCUGGAAAUAUAAGCAAUAGAAAUAUAUAAAAAAGGAAGCAAAAUUAUAUUUUGUGUUUGUAUACUAUAGAACAAUAAUGAAUCCUCAAGAGAUGACAAAAGAAAGAGAAAAAUUAUCACAUCAAUGUGAUAUCUGUAAAAUGACUUUUUCUAAUCAGGGAAAUCUCACUGUUCACAAAUUCAUUCAUGCAGGAGGGAAACAAUAUCAUUGUGAUAUUUGUGGUAAAUCAUUCUCUCAUAUCAGUAGCCUUACCUCUCACAAAUACAGUCAUACAGGUGAGAAACCAUAUCAGUGUGAUAUUUGUGGUAAAUCAUUCACUCAUAAAAGUAACCUUACUAGACACAAAUCCACUCAUACAGGAGAGAAACCUUAUCACUGUGAUGUCUAUGGAAAAUCAUUCUCUCAAAAAAAUUCAACUUUCUUCCCACAAAUCCAUUCAUACAGGAGAGAAACCUCAUUAAUGUGAUGUCUGCGGAAUGUCAUUCUCUCAAAGACGUUACCUUGAUUCUCACAAAUACAUUCAUACAGGAGAGAAACCAUAUCAAUGUCGUAUUUGUGGUAAAUCAUUCUCCCGUAAGCAUAGCCUUACUUAUCACAAAU